Messenger RNA from Ooceraea biroi (clonal raider ant), 945 nucleotides. RefSeq lists its product as uncharacterized. Gene Ontology annotation, molecular function: nucleic acid binding. Lineage: Eukaryota; Metazoa; Arthropoda; Insecta; Hymenoptera; Formicidae. Gene Ontology annotation, biological process: DNA integration. The record is from RefSeq and is a predicted model, not a curated record.
AUGGGGCAACUUCCGUCCUCUCGAGUGACACCUACUCGUCCGUUCGCGCAUUCUGACGUGGAUUACGCUGGCUCUUUCUCCCUGCGAACAUGGCGAGGGCGCGCCGCUCGCCAAUACAAAGGAUACUUGGUGGUGUUCAUCUGUUUCUCCUCCUCCGCGGUGCAUUUGGAACUGGCCACCGACUACACCAUCCAAGGAUUCAUAGCAGCGUACAAGCGGUUCACCGGGCGGCGAGGCCUCUGUUCUACGAUAAACAGCGAUUGCGGAACGAAUCUGGUCGGGGCAGAUGCAGAGCUGCGUCGGUUGUUCAAUUCAUCCUCCCAGGAAAGUGCGGAAAUCGCCUCUCUCUUAGCGAAUGACGGGACCACUUGGAAGUUCAAUCCUCCGGGCGCUCCACACUUUGGCGGCAAAUGGGAGGCUGCCGUCAAAUCGACAAAGUUCCACUUGCGACGUAUCAUUGGCGACGCCGUUCUUACGUAUGAAGAAUUUAAUACUGUACUAAUUCAAAUUGAAUCUAUUAGACCGCUAUAUGCGUUAUCCGAAGACCCUGACGAUCUCGAAGCUCUAACUCCGGCACAUUUUCUUGUCGGUGGGCCUUUAAAUGUAUUACCAGAGCCUGCAUUGCCCGAUGUACCACCCGCCCGACUUUCGAGAUGGCAAUUACUUCGCCAAUUAGUGGAUAGAUUCUGGCAAAGGUGGUCCACGGAAUAUCUACAGCGAAUGCAAGCCCGGAACAAAUGGCAGCAACCUGAGCAGCGAGUCACGACAGGUUCUGUCGUGCUGAUUAUCGACGAACGAUAUCCGCCGGCCAAAUGGCCUCUAGCGCGCAUCAUCGAAACCCAUCCCGGUAAAGACGGUCUCGUCCGUGUCGUCACGAUACGCACCGCCGUGUCGACCUUUAAGCGGCCCAUCCACAAACUGUGUCCGCUUCCGAUUACGGACUGA